AUGAGUAUCCGAACCAAGGGCUCGCUAGCAGGAUGGGAUCAGAUGCUGGCCUUGGACCUGACGCUCAUGAAUCAAAUUCACAACUUCUGGUGGAAAAAGGAACACGGCCGAAAAGCUGUCACCUGGACCUACGACCACACAGACGACGGCGUUAUAAUAACGGGGCAACAGAAGGAGCCCGGCACCUUCUUGCCAGUUGACCGUAUCAAUGACAGCUGCUUUUGGUACGCAGUCAAGUUGACGAAUGGCACGGUGCAAAAGGGAAAUCAAAAGGUCCCAAUCAAGGAGUGGCACGUCCAGUUCCCAGUCAAACUUGAGAAAUAUCAACUUCCAAGCUCUGGCUACAACGAUCCGGAGGGCUUAAUUCACUGGGGUGCCAGUAUUAAAUUCAUCCGUCCACGCGACUCUUGGGACAAGAAAAUGCCGAAAUUUGUGGAUAGUGAGACGCAGUCUCCUAGCGAAGGUGAAGUUAUACAAAAACUAGGGAUUAAUUCUCUCAACAUUGACUUCUGGUUCUGGCCUACGUAUGAUCACUCGCCAGAGGAUGCAGGAGGACUAGGGGUGAUUUUACGUUUGGUACCCUCGGACAAAGUAGUCAACCAGGAACGGUUUCAUUUUGGGCCGACUAGCUUUGAAUUACAGCUCAUUUACGACAAUGGAGGUGGCUUACAUAUUCCAGCCAUGGUCCAGAACCGUCAGGGACCUGGCACCUGGCCUGCACUUGACGGCGACAGUUUGAAAGAGGAUGCCGGCAAGCUUGGUAUCUCAGCCGACCUGUUCUGGAAUCAAUGGUUCCUCAAGUACUACAGCUACUUUGUCUUCGACUCACAGAUCUGGCCCGUUGUUCCUGAUAGCUAUCGUGUGGGCUACAACCCAAAUCACCCCUACGUGGACAAUGGUUCUUACAGGGACCAUUAUUAUGACUUCGUCCCAAAUGAAAGACAUCAUAAUGGGGUAAAUGAACCCGACAAAACUGUUUGGACUAGUGGUACUUCUUCCGCUGAUUUGCCAGGUGGGAACCGAUAUAUCAGUCAAACAGCUUGGGUAGAUUUCGGAUAUCGCAGUGAGGACGGCAUCGAUCUUGGGGGAGAAAUAAAUGCCAAACUAGAUGACAGCGGCAAUUGGCAAGUUUGGUGGUGGGUGGCCAGUUUCCAGGUCAAGGAAAUGCGUACCAACGACGGCAGCGUAGACAUCGAGAUUGGACAGAUUGGGUGGGCUGGCUUUAACAAUAACAGCUCCCCAGACUGGGCUAGGAAAUUAUAUUCCGCCAUGGGUGAUACUGUAACGAGGACGAUCAAGUCGAAGCUAGGGGAUCUAAUAGGUCUGAAGAAUGCACAUCAAUUCUGGGUACCAGGAUAUGAAAAUUUCAUUGCACAGGAUCCAAGGUUCCUCGACACAAGAGAUCUAGUGAUAGAUAUGACUAUGAAUGGUGUCCCUAGAUAG
Talaromyces rugulosus is the source of this 1443-nucleotide messenger RNA. RefSeq lists its product as uncharacterized. The transcript has 5 exons. Lineage: Eukaryota; Fungi; Ascomycota; Eurotiomycetes; Eurotiales; Trichocomaceae. The record is from RefSeq and is a predicted model, not a curated record. The coding region runs from base 1 to 1443 and encodes 480 amino acids.